Ascoidea rubescens DSM 1968 is the source of this 1134-nucleotide messenger RNA. It is a transcript of the gene MRP7, whose product is annotated as mitochondrial 54S ribosomal protein bL27m. The transcript has 2 exons. Gene Ontology annotation, molecular function: structural constituent of ribosome. Bases 1 to 1134 code for a protein of 377 amino acids. Gene Ontology annotation, cellular component: mitochondrial large ribosomal subunit; ribosome. NCBI's taxonomy places the organism in Eukaryota, Fungi, Ascomycota, Saccharomycetes, Ascoideales, Ascoideaceae. The record is from RefSeq and is a predicted model, not a curated record. Gene Ontology annotation, biological process: translation.
AUGUCUGUCUUCAAUAAAACCUUUUCGGCUGAUAUGUUAAGCCUACUAUACAAUGCCACUGGUGCCCUUGACUCUCUCCAGUUCGUGCGUACUUCAACGAAAAAAGCUGGUGGUGGUAAAACCAAUAAUUUUAAUUCUGCUGGUCGUCGUUUGGGUCCUAAAAAACAUGAAGGCCAAUUAGUGCAAACUGGUGAAAUCAUUAUGAGACAGAGAGGUUCCAAAUUUUACCCAGGCGAAAAUGUUGGUAUUGGUAAAGAUUAUACAAUUUUUGCUCUAGAGCCAGGUUUUGUUCGUUUCUAUUUGGAUCCUUUUCAUCCAAAGAGAAAAUUCAUUGGUGUUGCUUUAAGGGAAGACUUGAGAUUGCCAACUCCUCAUUGGGAACCAAGAGUAAGAAGAUUUGGUUACCAAUUAUUGACUGAUCCUAUUGAAGCCGAAAAGGAAGAGCGCAAUAUGUCAAGAAAGGAAUACUUAGAUUCUUCCAGAAUUUUCGAUCAGCUACAAAAUCGUCAAUUGAAGAAUGAACAACUAAAAAAAUUGUAUGCUGAGCAAUUGUCUCUGAUUACUAGCGAAUCCUUUUCUGAAUCUGAUUUGGAUUUGAUAACUGAUAGAUUGGUCUUGCUCUCAAGAUAUUGCAAAAACGGGCAAGCUUUAGAAGACGCAUCUGGUUUAAUAACUUUCAACCAUAUAUAUGAUUUGAAACUAGCUGUUAAAAGAGGAGAGUUGACUCAAGAGGACUUUCAAACCAAAAAAGAAAAUUACGAAAAAUUAUCUAAUAUAAUUGAUCCUCUUGUUGAUUUUGACUCAAAAUUUAUGCUAUAUAAAAAACUAUCAAAAGAAGAAAAAGAUUCUUCUAAGGAAAAUAUCAUUUCUCAGCUAGACUCCUUAGUAAAAAAUCCUAUUAUAAAUCUUGACACAAAAAAAAAAAUAUUGCAAUUAAUUAACCAACCAUUUUAUUCCCGAAAAGAAAUAGUACAGUUGAGAAGAAAAUACCUCAAACCUGUUUUGCCUGAAACUCUUGCAAUAGCCAACAAACCUGGCAAGAAAACAAUAGUAAUUAAACGUUGGAACGACGAAAAACGAAGAGUAGACACUGUUAUUAGAACAAAAGAUGCCUUUUUGUCAAGACUCAACUAA